Dendrobium catenatum is the source of this 2515-nucleotide messenger RNA. Its product is annotated as probable pre-mRNA-splicing factor ATP-dependent RNA helicase DEAH3. NCBI's taxonomy places the organism in Eukaryota, Viridiplantae, Streptophyta, Magnoliopsida, Asparagales, Orchidaceae. Gene Ontology annotation, cellular component: intracellular anatomical structure. Gene Ontology annotation, molecular function: RNA binding; ATP binding; RNA helicase activity. The transcript has 7 exons. Bases 47 to 2224 code for a protein of 725 amino acids. The record is from RefSeq and is a predicted model, not a curated record.
GAAUUAGGGCUUGAUUGCCGGCUCGAAAUCGUGGGAAGGAAUCGGCAUGUCGACGGAGAGGAAGCGGAAGGUCAGCCUCUUCGACGUAGUAGACGAGGCAGCGGUCUCGACGAAGCUGGCUCGGGUAAACGGAUCGUUCACUGCAGGCGCUGCCGCGCCGCUUUUGCCUGUGACGAUCAACCGAUGGACAGGGCGGACAUACUCGCAAAGGUACUUCGAGAUCCUGGACAAGAGGAAGACACUUCCCGUAUGGCAGCAGAAAGAUGAGUUCCUUCAAGUUCUCCGUGACAAUCAGACCCUUAUUCUUGUCGGUGAAACUGGGAGUGGCAAGACCACCCAGAUACCUCAAUUUGUCUUGGAAGCUGACUUCUUAGGAAAACGUCCAAUGGUUGCUUGUACACAACCUCGUAGAGUGGCUGCUAUGUCUGUUUCUCGUCGAGUUGCUGAGGAGAUGGAUGUAACAAUUGGAGAAGAGGUUGGUUAUAGCAUUCGAUUUGAAGAUUGCAGCAGUGCUAAAACUAUUUUGAAGUACCUAACUGAUGGUAUGCUUUUAAGAGAAGCAAUGGCUGAUCCACUUUUGGAGAGGUAUAAGGUGAUUAUCCUUGAUGAGGCACAUGAGCGAACAUUAGCAACGGAUGUUCUUUUUGGUCUUCUCAAAGAGGUUCUAAGAAAUAGGCCUGAUCUAAAAUUAGUUGUCAUGAGCGCAACUCUUGAGGCUGAGAAAUUCCAAGGAUAUUUUAAUGGAGCUCCACUAAUGAAGGUACCAGGAAGGCUGCAUCCUGUAGAGAUCUUCUAUACUCAAGACCCUGAGAGGGAUUAUUUGGAAGCUGCAAUUAGGACUGUAGUACAGAUACACAUGUGUGAAACCCCUGGUGACAUUCUUGUUUUUCUCACGGGAGAGGAGGAGAUAGAGGAUGCCUGUCGGAAAAUCACAAAGGAAAUCAAUAAUUUGGGUGAUCAAGUUGGUCCUAUUAAAGCGGUCCCUCUUUAUUCUACUUUGCCUCCAGCAAUGCAACAGAAGAUAUUUGAGCCUGCUCCAGCUCCUCUAAAGGAGGGUGGUUUACCUGGAAGGAAGAUUGUUGUAUCAACCAACAUUGCAGAAACAUCUCUGACUAUUGAUGGUAUAGUUUAUGUUAUUGACCCAGGUUUCUCAAAACAGAAGGUUUAUAACCCACGAAUUCGUGUGGAGUCAUUGUUGGUUUCUCCAAUUUCCAAAGCAAGUGCUCAUCAGAGAUCAGGGCGUGCUGGUAGAACGCAACCUGGGAAAUGCUUUAGACUUUACACUGAAAAAAGUUUUAAUAAUGAUCUACAACCCCAGACCUAUCCUGAAAUUCUCAGGUCGAAUCUGGCAAACACAGUUCUUACAUUGAAGAAACUUGGAAUUGAUGAUCUUGUUCAUUUUGAUUUUAUGGAUCCUCCUGCACCUGAGACCUUGAUGCGGGCCUUGGAAGUUUUGAACUACUUGGGUGCUCUAGAUGAUGAUGGAAACUUAACUAAGUUAGGUGAAAUCAUGAGUGAAUUUCCAUUGGAUCCACAGAUGUCAAAGAUGCUUGUUGUUAGUUCAGAGUUUAAUUGUUCUAAUGAAAUUCUAUCAGUUUCAGCAAUGCUAUCAGUACCCAAUUGCUUUGUGCGGCCUAGGGAAGCUCAAAAAGCUGCUGAUGAAGCAAAAGCUCGGUUUGGCCACAUCGACGGGGAUCACCUAACUCUUUUAAACGUGUAUCACGCUUACAAGCAAAAUAAUGAAGACCCUUCAUGGUGUUUUGAUAAUUUUAUUAACCAAAGGGCAUUGAAGGCUGCUGACAAUGUGAGGCAGCAACUUGUGCGUAUAAUGGCCAGAUUCAACCUCAAGCUUUGCAGCACAGACUUCAACAGCCGUGAUUAUUAUGUAAACAUAAGAAAAGCAUUGCUUGCAGGAUACUUUAUGCAAGUAGCUCAUCUUGAAAGAACUGGGCAUUACUUGACAGUGAAGGAUAACCAGGUUGUUCAUCUUCAUCCUUCAAACUGCUUAGAUCACAAGCCUGAGUGGGUAAUCUACAAUGAAUACGUUUUGACUAGCAGGAACUUUAUUCGCACAGUUACAGAUAUCCGUGGCGAGUGGCUAAUUGACAUAGCUCCACACUAUUACGACCUCAGCAACUUUCCCUCAUGUGAGGCAAAGCGAGUUCUGGAAAGGUUGUAUAGUAAGCGUGAGAAAGACAAGCAAGAUACCAAGAACAGGAAAUAAGUAAAGCCCUACUCCUUACAUCCAUUCUCUGCGCUAAUAAAGAGCCAUACUUUAGUUGUCCAAGGUCUGAAUUUGAACCAGAGAUUUACAUACUUUGUGCUGCAUGUAAUAGAGGCAUUUGACGUUCUCCUUCGCUACCGUUGAAAUUCUAUCUAUUUAAGCUAGAAAUCUAGAUACUACUUUUUGAAUGAAGAAAUUAAGGUUUAUAUUUAUAUUUCUGCUCGACUUAUUCUGCAUGAUUUACCUUUGUAAAUUUUAAUAAAAUUACCAAAUAUGUCGUCCACUUAUCUC